AUGCUUAGCAUAAAAUGGGAGCCAAAGGUUCUUAGCUUUUCCUUCUCUUCCAAGGAAAGCAAUAAAAAUGCCCUCGCCCGCUUUCGUGAUCGCUUGGAAGGCUUGGAUAUCAAGACCAUCGAGGAAUACCUCGUCAAUGUGACAACCCAUGUCGUCCAGACUAAGCGAAAUACCGCGAAGGGACUACAAGCGCUGGUGAAUGGCACAUACAUGGUGGACUACUCUUUCAUCGAUGCCCUAGAUUACGCGUCCACCCCGAGUGAUCUGGAGAAUAUGGAAAGUCUGUCUCCAUUGGAGGCCGAUUUUGACGCUGCGUGGCCCAACGCGAAAGAGUUCCUUCCGCCUCCUGGGAAAGAAGUCUUCGACGGCUCAGAUGAGGCAUUCGCACCCAACCCGAAUCGAGCCAAUGUCUUUGAAGGGUAUACCUUUGUUUUCUGCGACAAGUCCCAGCAUCAGCUCCUUACGGACCCAAUCACUAAUGGACACGGGAAAGCGCUAUGUCUUGAUGUGAAAGAGGGUGUGACUACCCCGGAGGAGGUCGUACAAUUUAUGAAAAACGCCGCCGGCGAGAGAGGCAUUGGAUCUGAAAGAAAUUAUGAUGGUGGAGUAGUGCUUGUACGAUUCAAAUCAAAAACAGGAAAUCAAGACUGGCCGGUCCAGCUGUGUAAUGAGGUUGCACUCAUGACUGACCAACGGGUUAUUCAGCAGAAUGAGUUUCUCAAUGCAAUCUUGAACAAUGAUGCCUCCAUUUUAUGCCGGCCCCUCCGUCAUGAAAUAGUGCAAGAGCCAUCGCCUGAGCUUGCAUCCAUCCAACCCCCUUCGAAUGUACAAGUUGUUGGCGAGUCCCAACAGCCUGAAGAGGCUAGUCAACCGCCGAAGAAAGUCAAGAGUUCUCGUGUGCACAAGUAUGUCACCAAAACGAAAGUCUUCGACGACGGGUUCGACAUCAAUUCCAUACCGGUCUACACCCCAGAGGUGGAUGAACCUACAGAGGAUCUGCAGCCGAUGUCGAUAGAUGCUGCUUCAGGCGAACCAUCUCAGCAACCUGACAGCUUCCAGGAGGAAGAAGACCUCGUCUCGAGUUUGCUACCCGGAGCUACUGCAAUGAAACGCCGGCGGGGUGAAACCUCCCAGCGAAAUCUGGAAGAGUCCAGCUCCCAUGCUAAACGGGAGGAAGGCCCUCGGCCUAAGCGUCAAAAGCUCGAUGUCUUAGAGGCAGCGCGGCAGCACCGAGAGGCAGAAGAGGAUGCUGCUCGUCAGCGACUGCAACAGGAGGAAGAAUCACUUCAAAACUCUCUCCAAGAUGUGGACGUGGAGAAACUAAGAGGACUUGCCAUCGUGGAAGAGUUGGAAAUCCCAGCCAAGCCGGCAGACCAUGACAACGAUCGAUGGGAUGAGCGGUGGAAUGGACGAAAAAACUUUAAGAAGUUCAUCCGAAAGGGCGAGCGCCGCCGCGAUCCACAGCGCCAUCGGAUUCCUCUACAGACCGUCAUCGUUCCCUUGGAGGAAGUGCCACGGGAGGACUUUGGUUCUGGGGAUAACUACUGGGCGAACACCAGUCGCUCCUCAAACCGGAGCCCACAAGAAAGCCAGCGAGACCGCGAGGUCAGUCAGGCGCCAGACAGCGAGCCAUGGCAGCCACAAACAGUCGCACAAAGUGAGUUUGAGAAGUCGACAACGACGACAACAACGACGACGCGGAAAAGUCAGAAACGUGCUCGUGAGGAGCAAGAUUCAGAUAGUAGUGAUGACGAGCUCAAGUUCCGGUUUCGUCGCAGGCGAUGA
Aspergillus nidulans FGSC A4 is the source of this 1785-nucleotide messenger RNA. RefSeq names its product protein scaA. The transcript has a single exon. The record is from RefSeq and is a predicted model, not a curated record. Bases 1 to 1785 code for a protein of 594 amino acids. Gene Ontology annotation, biological process: double-strand break repair; mitotic G2 DNA damage checkpoint signaling. Lineage: Eukaryota; Fungi; Ascomycota; Eurotiomycetes; Eurotiales; Aspergillaceae. Gene Ontology annotation, cellular component: Mre11 complex.